AUGGAUGGCCCAGACAGGCUUGCCCCCUCAGGCGAAGACCAGCUCAUCGCGCAGACAGAUCGGCUAGCCCUGGACCGCUUCUCCAGCCCUGCCUACAUUGACACCCACGAUCAUCUCGAGGCAGACGAACCAAAGGUCGUUGCUGCCCGACCUGACCGUCCUGGUUCACGAGUUUAUCCGUGCCCCCUCGCUGACCUGCCGAACGAAGUCCUCCUCCAAGUCUUUGCGUUUCUCGAUGUCAGCGAUCUCCUCGUCGUGUCGAGGACAACACACCAUCUUCGCAGCCUCUGUGUGUCUCCCAUUCUGCACACCUGGCGACUUCGCUUGACACGCAUCAUCCUCCCUCCCCUGCUCUACACCCGGCCUUCGCGACAGGAGCUCACUGCUCGAUCCAUCCUCCUCACCCAGACCACUAUCGUCUCUCGGCGUCUCGCUCGGUCCUUGACGUCCAUCCGCCUCUCGCGUCGACUCGCCACGCGCCCAUCGCCAGAGGUCCUCGUCGAACGAGCAGUCUUGCCAAAGGAAUGCGUGCCAGGCCUCACCACUGUUCACCUCACGCCGCGAAUAGUGCAGCGCAAGAAGACCAUUGAGCGGGAGAGGAUCAAGGACGGGCUGCGACGCUGGAUCGAAGGUACCUGGAGAGGCCGCGUCGAGGUGAAGGAGCUUGAGGCCCGACAAUGGGAGGAACGCUGGGGCGUAGGACGCGUCUGGCGCCUCCGAAGAUUCUGGGAGAAGAUAAGCCGAGGUGAGGUUGUGUACUGA
Molecule: messenger RNA, 762 nt
Organism: Emericellopsis cladophorae
Lineage: Eukaryota; Fungi; Ascomycota; Sordariomycetes; Hypocreales; Bionectriaceae
Product: F-box domain-containing protein
Exons: 2
Coding region: 1-762 (253 amino acids)
Molecular function (GO): protein binding
Source: RefSeq, a predicted model, not a curated record